Messenger RNA from Thunnus maccoyii (southern bluefin tuna), 3007 nucleotides. It is a transcript of the gene aprt, whose product is annotated as adenine phosphoribosyltransferase. Bases 108 to 653 code for a protein of 181 amino acids. The transcript has 5 exons. Gene Ontology annotation, cellular component: cytoplasm. The record is from RefSeq and is a predicted model, not a curated record. NCBI's taxonomy places the organism in Eukaryota, Metazoa, Chordata, Actinopteri, Scombriformes, Scombridae. Gene Ontology annotation, biological process: adenine salvage; AMP salvage. Gene Ontology annotation, molecular function: adenine phosphoribosyltransferase activity; adenine binding; AMP binding.
GUGUAUGCACAGUCACGAAGAAAAAGGAACUAGAGCACAUAUGUAUAAAUGCAUGGACGAGAACCAGAGAAGUCAGAACUGAUCCAGUACUACCACACAGGUACACCAUGGCAGCACGCUCAGAAUCCAAUCUCCAGCUGGUUCACGGAAACAUCCGAGCUUUUCCAGACUUUCCGAAGAAAGGCAUCCUGUUCAGAGAUAUCUGUCCCCUACUGAAGAAUCCAAAAGCCCUGACAGCAGUGAUCGACCUCUUUGAAGAACAUGUGAGGAAGAAUUACCCGGAAGUCGAACUGAUAGUUGGUUUAGAUGCUCGUGGUUUCCUGUUUGGGCCUCUGCUCGCCCAGCGCCUGGGGAUUGGUUUUGUCCUGGUCAGAAAGAAAGGCAAACUGCCUGGAACCACUGUGUCUGUGGCAUAUGAUUUGGAGUAUGGCAAAGCAGAAGCAGAGAUCCAGGAGGAUGCAGUGGCUCCAGGACAGAAGGUUCUUCUCAUUGAUGACCUUCUGGCUACUGGAGGGACUCUGUUUGCAGCCUGUGAGCUGAUGAAAAAGCUGCAGGCAGAGGUUUUGGGCUGCAUGGUGGUCAUUGAGCUGCAGGAACUGAACGGAAUCGAUAAACUGAAACCACAAAGUGUGUUCUCCCUGGUGCAGUACUGAAGGCCACUGCAGCUGUUACACUGGAAACUGGAAGUCAAACAUUUAUUUUAUGAGUAGGUGCUUCCAAGGAAACAAGAGACCUCUUCAUUUUUUACUUUUUUUUUUGCAAUCCGUUUAUUGACAUUUUCCAGUUUGUUAGAUUAGUUAGAUUGUCAAAAUAAAUCAGGAAAGGCAUCCAGACUUUCUUGAGCAUAUACUUAUAUGCCUUAAGUUAUUUUAGUCAUAUACUAUACAAUUUUGUAAUUAGUACUAAAAUUUACUUAUAAAUGUUCUGUCAUUCGUUUAUAAAUCUUGGUAGUUAGUAAUAUCCUGGUUGCAGGGGCUGGAGCCCUGCCCAGCAUGCUUUGGACAUAUGGCAAGGAGGACAAGAUUUUAUGGACCCUUUAAGAGUGUUAAUGUCUUUGAUUGUCUGGAAUGUUUUUUUUCCUUUCACCUAAUGUAUGCUGGGAUCAUCCAUGUGUUCCAGCAGGAAGAAGCAGGUACAGAGGAUGGAUGGAUUCAUAUUUAUUAGUUAGAAAGAAAUAACAUUUUUCUCUGCAUGAUCAUAUGUUUACUUUUUUGCACAGUUUUUAAUUUUAUUGUAUUAUAUACAUUGUAAAAGUACAUUUAUAUUCUUCAUCUGUACAUCAGCAGCUUAGUCUAGCAGGAGAAAUAGGUUCCCAUGUAACCUGCAUGGCAUUUCUUUUUAAUCUAUUUUUUUUAGGACUCUAAUGGUGUUAAGAUUUUUCCACGUUGCCAGGGUCAACUAAUGGCUCACGGGGUUCAUUUGGCGGCCAUCUUCAUUGAUGUCCAUUUGAGUGACAAAAAAAAACUGAUUUUCAUAACUCCUGAAACCAGACCACUUUUUCAUAUAAUUUUGACAUCAGGAAUCAUAAGGCUCAUAACAAUAUAACUUUUGCUAUUUUGUUUCACAAUAGCCAAAUGGAACUAGUUUAUAUAUAGUUUAUAUAGGUUUGUCGGUCUUGGCAAAGAAUCCAUUAGGGAGGGACAGGAGAGAGGGACAGGAGAGAGGGAGUAGCACAUCAGUUGAUCAAGUUCAAGAUGUUCCCUCCGGACCUGUUACUUGAUGAGCAGCUGGAAGGCCAGGUUGUUCUGCUCCUGGUACCAGAUGAGCUGCAAUACAAGGACAAGCAUAUAGCACAACCAAUGCACCAAAGCAUUAAGCUAAACAGGUGAUUCUGGUAGGGUAUUGUGCAAAUUAAUAUAUCAAAGCAUAGAACAUAUAAAUUGCUUUAGACCUCUCUCCAAGGAUGUGAACUUGACUGGCUUGCUGCAGGCCUCCAUCGUCAGCAGCUUCUUCUUUCAAUGCAAAGAUAUUGAUGAGGUGGACAUUGAUGAUGAGAUGGGCAACAAUGAUCAGUGAAAUGGGGUUUUAAUGACUUUUGCUUUCAAUUAGCUAAUAUAUACAGUUAGUGAUUACCAUCCAUUUAAUAACCAUGCAAUUGAUAAAGAAGAAUAAACUAGUUUCAUUUGCUAUUGCAGGAAACUAUUGCGAAACAAAACGGCAAAAGUUAUAUUGUUAUGAGCCUUAUGAUUACUGGUGUCAAAAUUAUAUGAAAAACAGGGUUCGUCUUUGUAUGUUGUCUGGUUCAGAAGUUAUGAAAAUUGGCAUUUUUCACCACUCGUGUGGACAUCAAUUCAAGAUGGCCACCAAACAAACCCCAUGGGCUAUCAGUUGACCUUGGCAACAUGAAAAAAAUCUUAACUAGACACCAUUAGAGUCCUAAAAUACAGGUCAGAAAAAAAUACCAUGCAGGUACAUGGGAAGCUAUUUCUCCUGCUGUAUCAAUUUCACUUAAAUAGAAAUGUCUUUGUAUGAUUAUCCAUGUAUGAUGCCACAGCUACAUGCUAGCUGUAGCAUGGUAUGCUAACUUACAACAAAACUAAUAUUUUAAAAACACUGUAUUGUAGCUUAGUUCUUGUCUAACUUUGUUUCACGUGUCUUAAAAGGGGUCUUGAAGUCUUUAUCAAAAAAGUACUGAUGUUGGAAACCCUACACAGAACACCCACCAUGUGUACUUUCACUUGUCAUGAAAACUGGAUUUGGUUUGAUUUGAUGUGGCAUUGAGGUACAUUGCCGUAAACGUUUUUCCUUCAGUGCAUAAAUGAUAUUCCAUUCACUUCCAUUAUACUGUGGUAGAGGCAGAAACCUCAAAAUUUGUGAAACCAGACCAAAACUGCAAUACGAUGCCACAACUGGUAAACGCUUUACCAUCCAUGACCCCUUCCCUUUUCUACUUUCUCUUGUGUAAUUUUAAAGGACACAGCUUACCAUCAUUCUCAGAUAAUUACAAGCAGUUAAUGCCUUAUGCUUUGUUAUAUUUUAAUUGUAUUAAAAAAAAAUGGAGACAGCA